Choloepus didactylus (southern two-toed sloth) is the source of this 4207-nucleotide messenger RNA. It is a transcript of the gene ABHD18, whose product is annotated as abhydrolase domain containing 18. The coding region runs from base 464 to 1858 and encodes 464 amino acids. Lineage: Eukaryota; Metazoa; Chordata; Mammalia; Pilosa; Megalonychidae. The record is from RefSeq and is a predicted model, not a curated record. The transcript has 15 exons.
ACCUGCCUGGGUCCGCGCUUCAGCGCUUGGCGGUACCGCGCGGGAGAGUGCCGAGAAGGGCCAGGAGGCGUGUCCAAACGGCCGCUGGUCGCGGGCUUAUCCUCUUCCCUCCGUGUUGCUGUCUGCGGCCUUCAGCUGUCUCGGUUACUGGAGUGACUGCGGCGUCUGCGAGUGGGGCUUAUAGGGAACGCGAGUGCCGUGAGUCCCGGGAGCCGGGGCGCUGGGAGGCUUGGCCGGCUAGACUGCAGGCACCCGCCUGGCAGCCAGUGAGAAAUGGAUUCUGCUAACAACUUCAGUGAUCUUGGAAGCUGGUUCUUCUCUAUUCAGUGCUCCAGAAGAGAAUGCAGCCAACAUCUUGAUUAAUACCAGGAGUUCUUGGAAACCUAUCCUAAAUACCAAGAAAAAAAGAACUAAGAAGAUGAGGGAAAACAAAUUAGAUUCAACAGAUGUUUGAUUGCUGCUGAUGGGUGUGAGCAAGUUAGAUAUACUAUACCGGAGACUUCUCCUCACAAAACUUUUUAUCAGAGGAUGGGGAAGGCCAGAGGACCUCAAAAGGCUGUUUGAAUUUAGAAAGGUGAUUGGAAAUCGAGAAAGAUGCCAGAAUCUGGUUUCAAGUGAUUAUCCAGUAUAUAUUGAUAAGAUUGAAGAGCAGUCAGACUGUAAGAUCCUAGAUGGACACUUUGUUUCCCCCAUGGCUCACUAUGUGCCUGAUAUCAUGCCAGUUGAAUCUGUUAUUGCAAGGUUCCAAUUUAUUGUACCUAAAGAAUGGAACAGCAAAUAUAGGCCUGUGUGUAUUCAUCUUGCUGGAACAGGAGAUCAUCACUACUGGAGGCGACGGACACUAAUGGCCCGUCCUAUGAUUAAAGAAGCCCGAAUGGCUUCUUUAUUAUUAGAAAAUCCUUAUUAUGGCUGCAGGAAACCCAAAGAUCAAGUAAGGUCCAGCUUAAAAAAUGUGUCUGACCUUUUUGUGAUGGGAGGAGCACUUGUUUUAGAAUCCGCAGCGCUCUUGCAUUGGCUAGAAAGGGAAGGUUAUGGACCUCUAGGAAUGACAGGAAUAUCCAUGGGAGGACACAUGGCUUCCUUAGCAGUAUCCAACUGGCCUAAGCCCAUGCCAUUGAUUCCAUGUCUGUCUUGGUCCACGGCAUCUGGGGUCUUCACUACGGGUGUACUGAGUAAAUCAAUUAAUUGGAGGGAGCUGGAAAAACAGUAUUAUACACAGACAGUUUAUGAAGAAGAAAUUAUUCACAUGCUUGAAUAUUGUGGAACAGAUUCUUUCAAAAUGGGACAAGAGUUCGUGAAACAUUUUACUAGCAGUUCAGGCAAGCUAAUUAACCUUACUCUAGCUUCUAGAACUUUAAAGUUAGAUAUGAUGGACCAAGUUGUGUCCCAAAAACCUGCUAAGUGCCAUAAUUCUAGUAAAACAUCUGUUAGCGCCACAUCAGAAGGACUCCUAUUGCAAGAUACCUCUAAGAUGGAGUGCUUCAACCAAACACUUUCAACCAACAAAAGUAGUUAUAGGAGUUGCAGUAGUCAAUCAUACCACCUACUCAGUAAAGAACAAAGAAGAAAAAAUCUUCAGAAAGAAUCUUUAAUAUUUAUGAAAGGAGUCAUGGAUGAAUGUACUCAUGUGGCAAAUUUCUCAGUUCCAGUUGAUCCAAGCCUAAUUAUAGUGGUUCAAGCCAAAGAAGAUGCCUAUAUUCCACGAACUGGAGUCCGAAGUCUACAAGAAAUCUGGCCUGGUUGUGAAAUCCGAUAUCUAGAAGGGGGUCAUAUUAGUGCUUAUCUUUUUAAACAAGGACUCUUCAGACAAGCUAUCUAUGAUGCGUUUGAGCGUUUUCUGCAUAAAUACGCUAACUGAUUGGAUCACAUGCAAGCAUGUUUUUGACGAGGAAUUUUCAUCGUAUGAUGAUGUGAAGAACAAGCAGACAGCACUGUAUAUCUAAUUUGCUACCAAUGUAGCGUGGAAUUCAGUAUUAUAGAUCAGUCAACCAUAAACUUGAAAUAUAUUUGAAUCAUUUUAAACCAAUAUUUGGAUUAAAUAAUGUUUAAGUAUUUUCUUAUUGUUGGUGGGGUACCAUACACACAGUAUCUGGUCUAUUUGUUACUAUUUAUUCAAAUUUAAAAUUGUUAUUGUAAACAAUUAAUUUUUAAUAAACUUAUAGAAAGUCUACUGAUUUCUAAUGGAACUGCUAAGUUAAACUAACUUUGUAAUUCUUCAGUCUUUAUUGUAUCCUGUUCUAUGAAAUGUUUUCUAUUGAAUUGAUUUGAGAAAUGUGUGCAUUUCUUUUUUGGAGCCAGGGUAAACUUAUAAUCUUGUUUUCAACUUUAGUUAAUUUCUGCCACGGAAGUAGUUAUGAUGUGUAAAAUCAGUUUUAACUGAAUUCCAAAAAAAACCUGAUUGUUUUGUAAGUGCUUUUAAUAAUUAAAAUGGGUACUGAAGUGCAGAGAAGAUACAUAAGAUUUAGCUAGAUUUUAAAACUCUGUCAAAUAUUAGGCUAAAAAAAUUAAACAUAUUUCCCCUACUUGAAAAGUUUCAAUUCACACAAAAUGGAAAUAAGAAAAUACUUAAUGUGUAAAUUGAUGGAUACUGUGUCUAGCAUUUUCUUGCAUCCCUACUCUACUGGGUACCAACUGGGUAUGCUUAAACAUCUAACUUUAUUUAGGCCAAGUACUUCACAGCUUUGGCUUUUUGGUUUCAGAUAUUAAUAGCCACAUAUUUAAUUGAUUUGUCCCAUACUAACUGUCUCACAAGAAAGACUUCAAGUUUUAUACAAUAAUGUAAGCUAUUGAGAAUUGGGAGUAGAUGACAAGAUUUGGUGCUUUCUUUUUAUAUUAAAAUUCUAAGCCUGAGGCUAAAAUGUUAAAAAAAAGAAACUAGAAAAUAUAUUUGGGUAUUAUGUGAAGAUUUGGAGUAAAUGUGUUUUAAGUUUGUUUUUUUGUUUGUUUGUUUUGUUUUGUUUUUUAAUCUGUUACCUAUGAAUGACUUUUACGUAUGUCUUAGUGUGGUGAAGAUACAUAUACAUGAAUUAUAAUGUGCCUUUUUGCAGCCUUUUAAAGGAGAUUUUAUUUUUCACUCUAAUGACUCCAUCAUCUUAAUUUUUAACACUAUCUAAAAAUUAAUAUGAAGUCUUUGAUGGCAUACAAAGUAGUAACUUCUUUAUACCUGUUCUUUAGCAUAACAAACCAACCACAGUACAGCUAUGUGACCUGUUGGUGGAAAUUUAUGUAUUCAUACCAGAAUGUUUAGUUUUAACUGAAAGUAUAAAAUCUACUAAAGUUCAUCCACAAAAUAUUCUUUAAAUAUAUUAAAGUUUAUUGUCAAAUAAGUUACAGUAUUUUCUUAUGUCAUGUAUAUAUUGAGGUGAAAUGAACAAUGGUUUUAAUAAAACCAAAACUUUAUUUUUCACAAAAACAUUUCUUAGUAAGCAAAAAGGUAUUAUAGUGUGUGAAUUUCUCUUAACAAAAGAACAAAAUUUCAUUUAGUUUUAAUUAACUGAGGCAUAACAUUUUCUCAAAUAAAUGUGAAAAGGGUAUGUGUCAACUAAAAUGUCAUCUUUUAACCAGAUGUUUUAAGAAUUUAUCCACAUAGCUACCUAAAUUGAUAAAUUCAAAGUACAAAAUACAUUAAAAGUUUUUUUAAAAUCCACCCCCAAUAUUGGGUUAAGCUUUAUGACUUAUGUGUAUGUAUUUAUUUGUUAAAUAAGUGCUGGUUUGCCUGCCAUUUUCAGGAUAAAGUACAUACACUGCUAGAAAUUCAUUUAGACUAGAGUUGCAAAUAGUCCACUCAAGCCAGUUUGGCCUACAGUUGUGUUUUAUAUGGUAGGCAUAAUAGUUCAAAACUUUUUGAACUUGAAAAGCCUUUAGACUGGGCAUUCAUUCACAGUUUGCACAGUUCAAUGGACUCCCUUUUUUUCUUAUAUCAGACUAUUUCACUACUUUUUAUUUCCUAUCCAGCCUGUGAAGACAUUUGAUUUUGAGACCCCUGAUUUGGAUGGGUGGUUAGAAGUUUCCGAAUUUCAUGAUUUGCUUAUAUUGUAAUUACUAUUAAAUAAUUUUAUCAUAUGCAUUUUACAUUUUUUCUUAUGAAUAAUUUUUUUUGGUAUGGUGCUUUCUAACAGUUUUGAAUUCUUAACAAUGUAAAUGAAAUUUUAAAAUCCACUUCUAAAAAUCUUAUACUACAAAAUAAAAAAGUUAUUUAAAGUGUUAA